AUGUUUCGAGCUCGUCGAUAUCGAGUUCUGAUCAUAUUCGCUGCGGCGUUCCUGCUAACCUUCAUCCACUUCGCCCGCUCACGCGACUGGAGCGAUUCAUCAAUCAGUCAACAACCAGUCGGCAUUCACCCACCCGAUCCGGCCUCUGCCUACCCAAACCCAGACCAACCCAAAGCUCCGAAACCUGACAACCCUGCCGCCGCCGCUGCCAUUGAGGAGAGCGACAAAUAUGUCAUCCCGGAACCCAACCGCGGCUCCUCCGGCUCCGCACCCUCUACCGGAAAGGAAAAGAUAGGUUCUUCUGUUGGUCCCAGCAGUGGAUUAAAGGAUGCCACCAAAGAUAAAGCACCAGUGCCAGUAAAUGCGCCUAGCAAGGAGGGCUCGACGGAUCCCGCACCAGUGGGUGGCGCUAGCCGAUUGCUGCCCCCAACAACAGAAGACCCCUCCAACAAGGAGGAGCUGGAUAACGGAGGUGCUGGCAGACAUUCAGUGGACCGUCCCGCUACAGGUACUCAGUGGAAGAAAUUCCCUGAGCGGUUCCCCGUUCCGGCAGGCGAGACAAUUAAGCUGCCCAAGGAGCGGUCGAGGAUUCCCAAGCUCCAGGCUAAGUUCAAGGACGAGUCAAGCUACGACAAGCAAGAGCGCUUGCAGCGACUUAGCACCAUCAAGGCUGAGUUCAAGCAUGCUUGGCAGGGGUACAAGAUGACUGCCAUGGGACAUGAUGAAGUGAAGCCCUUGACUAAGCAGGUCGAGGACCCGUUCAAUGGCUGGGGUGCGACUCUGGUUGAUUCUCUUGAUACUCUUUGGAUUAUGGGGUUGAAGGAGGAGUUCACUGAGGCCGUGGAUGCCAUCAAGAAGAUCGAUUUCAAGACUUCGUCCAGAGGUGAUAUCCCGGUCUUCGAGACUACCAUUCGUUAUCUUGGUGGUCUUCUCGGUGGUUAUGAUAUCUCUGGUCAUCGAUAUACGGUACUAUUGGAGAAAGCUGAGGAACUCGCUGAGAUUCUUAUUGGUGCCUUUGAUACACCAAACCGCAUGCCGCAGCUUUACUACAAAUGGGCCCCAGAAUUUGUUGCGAGGCGCCAUCGGGCCUCUGGCCGAGCUGGUUUGGCUGAAAUUGGAUCGCUUUCUUUGGAAUUCACUCGAUUGGCUCAAAUAACCCAGCAGGAUAAGUACUAUGAUGCAAUUGCACGGAUCACCAAUGAAUUGGAAAAGAUUCAAGAUUCGACCAGCCUCCCUGGACUGUGGCCUCUUCGUGUUAAUGCGCAGGGAUGUACUAAAUACGAUCCGCAGCGCAAUGGCAGUCCUACGCGUGAGGAGCAUGCCGCUCUAAGGAACGAGAGCCCUUCGACAAAAACCCGCAGACCUUAUGUUGCGCCAACGGAUAUCGAGAGCUAUAAGAAAUUAAUCCCGCGUGAAGUUGAGACUGGUUCUGAGGAAUCUGUUGAACUUGCCAAUGGUACUCAUGCUGCCAAUUUGCCAAUUGAGGCGCGCCAGCAACAGUCAACCCUUGCAAGUCAAUGCAAUGGCGGCCUGGAAUUGCCCAUUUCGUCCCGUGAGAACAAGUUCACCAUGGGAGGGAUGGCAGAUUCAACCUACGAGUACUUGCCCAAGGAGUACCUCCUGCUAGGUGGCCUGGAGCAGUACAAGACGAUGUACACCAAAGUGGCUGCUGCAACCCGCAAACAUCUCGUGUUCCAACCCAUGAUCAAAGGCAAAUGGGAUGUUCGAUUCACGGCAUCUACCUCGGUGACACCUGGAAAGGCUACCGAUAUCACAGAUCUUGAAUAUGAAGGCACCCACCUCACUUGUUUCGUCGGUGGAAUGUUCGCUCUGGGAGCCAAGGCAUUUGGAAUCGAGGGGGAUUUGGAGCUUGCAGCCAAGCUCACCGACGGCUGUGUGUGGGCUUACGAGUCUACACAGACUGGGAUCAUGCCGGAAAGAUUCCGUCUCCUACCCUGUCAAAAGGGCUCAGCCUGUGACUGGGACCAGGCGACUUUUGAUGCUGGCGUGGCACGUUGGUCGCGUCUUGACCCGGCUGCAGGACCUCAGUUCCGCAAUGGAGAGAGCGCUUACGCUGAGCGUAUCAAGAUGGGCGGGAUCGAUGAGUCACGAGACCCGAUUGGCAAGACCAUUCCCAUGGCCAUGCCAGGCUCGUUGAACCCUCACGACAGCGAGAUCGUGGAGAAGCGCAGUGCUAAGAUUUCAUCUUCUGUUUCUGCUGUACCCAUCAUCUCAAGCCCCACUCCCACACCUGAGGUAGCUGAUUUGGAAAACCGAGACGCGCCUCGUUCUCCUCCAUCGUCCGACUCACCCCAGGCGUCUGUUGGCGAGGAUCACCUCCCCGCAGGCAUGAUCAGCAUCCCGUCGCCGAAAUACAUCCUUCGGCCCGAGGCGAUCGAGUCUGUUUUCAUUAUGUACCGACUGACUGGUGAAGAGUCCUGGCGCAAGAAGGGAUGGCAGAUGUUCGAGGCCAUCGUCAAACACACGCGAACAGACCACGCCCACGCAGGCAUCCACGAUGUCACGGCCCAGAAGCCGACCCAGAUGGACACCAUGGAGUCCUUCUGGUUAGCGGAGACGCUGAAAUACUUCUAUCUGCUGUUCAGCGACACGACUGUGGUGGAUUUGGAUAAAUACGUUCUGAAUACCGAAGCGCACCCAUUACUGCGCCCGAGUUCAUAG
This is a messenger RNA of Penicillium antarcticum, 2682 nucleotides long. Its product is annotated as class I alpha-mannosidase 1A. Gene Ontology annotation, molecular function: calcium ion binding; mannosyl-oligosaccharide 1,2-alpha-mannosidase activity. Gene Ontology annotation, biological process: carbohydrate metabolic process; N-glycan processing. The record is from RefSeq and is a predicted model, not a curated record. Gene Ontology annotation, cellular component: endoplasmic reticulum; Golgi membrane. Lineage: Eukaryota; Fungi; Ascomycota; Eurotiomycetes; Eurotiales; Aspergillaceae. The transcript has 3 exons. The coding region runs from base 1 to 2682 and encodes 893 amino acids.